UAAGUGCUGCUAGCUUGAUUGUGGACACAAAAAACUGCGAAAUCAGGGAGAGGGACAGCGCCCAGAAUAACUGUAAACCUCUGCUAACUGCGUGGAGCAUCGCGUUGGAAAUGAGACUCCGGUCAUAUUCUCCGGGUUCUCAGACUUUUAAACAGAGGACAUGUCCUUUGGUUUGUUAAAGCCACAGCACUACACUCAACCGUCCAAGCAUGCUACUGUAGUGACGGACUCUCUCUACCAACCAGCACUGUUUGAUCCAAGAGAAACGUGCCUUGUAAGGAAGCAGGAUGUUCACAGGCUCCACCAAACUGCCACCCACUAAAACCCCCCAGCCCGAGCGGCUGGAUGAAGUGUAUGCUGCCUUACGCAGAGGCUUACAGUCGUACCUGCAGGUCCACCAGCUGGAGCUGGACAGUCUGGGUCAGCAGAUCAGAGAAAACAAGAGGAACGGUCGUUUGGGGUCGUUGUAUGAGCAGGACAAGCAAGUGAAAGCCAUAGAGAGGUUCAUGCGUCGAUUGGAGUUCCAUCUCAGCAAGGUUGAGGAGCUGUACGAUGCUUACUGUAUACAGCGGCGAGUGCGCGACGGAGCAAGUAAGAUGGUGGCUGCUUUUAACUCCGCCACUGGCAGCAAGGAGGCCAGAGAGAGUCUGAGCGAAGCCAACAAGGGCUACAGGGAAUGUACAGAGCACAUGUGCUCACUUGAGAGCGAAUUAGAAAGCCAGAUGGGAGAAUUUCACGUCAAGAUGAAGGGCCUCGCUGGCUUUGCGCGACUGUGUGCUGGUGACCAGUAUGAGGUCUUAAUGCGUUAUGGGCGGCAACGUUGGAGGCUACGAGGCCGCGUGGAAGUCAGCAACAAGCAGAUAUGGGACAGUGAAGAGUACAUCUUCCUGCCUCUCGUCACAGAUCUGCUGUCAAUCAAGGUGACGGAGCUGAAGAGCCUGGCCAAUCACGUGGUGGUGGGCAGUGUGUCCUGUGAAAUGCUCGACCUGUUCUGCCCACUUCCCCAGACGCUCGCCGUGGAUAUCAACGACCUCGGGACGGUGAAGCUAAACUUGGAGGUCACCUGGAGUCCGUUUGAUAAGGAUGACCAGACAUCAUCCUCUAGCACGGUUUCCAAACGGCUUCUGUCCAAUCAGAGCCCUCCUGACACGCCCUCUAUGCGGGAACAGGUGUUUUAUUCUCUGCUGAAGCGCCAGGGAGAAAUGGAGAACGGGACCGUCUGGUCCAACUCCUCUGAGUCCUCUGACGACUCCUCCAGUCCGGCCUUGGCUCACCACGCUCAGAGACUGACGGCCUCCAACAUGCUGCAAACCACUCUCACCACUCCGCUGUCGUUCACGCCGCACAAGUCCAGCGCGUCGACACCGUCACUCUCCUCCAACCAAGAGGAGGAUGAGACAGAAGCCGGGGAGGUUUUCUCUCAGACAGAUGCGGUGCCAAACGGCCACCUGCAGACUUCCUGCUCUCACAGCCACACCGGCGAGAGUAGUCCUGACUGUACUGUGACUGACAGAGCGUCUGUCCAAUCAGCUGACCUCUCUGAAACCUCAGCAGACCUGAGCUGCUCAUUCCCCGAUGUGUCCUCUGUAGCUCCUGUGUCGCUGAUGGACAGGUCGGAUUUGUCUGAAAGCGGCGUCCCACAGGUGUGCGUACCUGCGGAGGAGGUAAAAGAUGACUCAUCUGAGACUUCGUCAGUACCGGCUGGGCAGACUGAAGCAGAGACGCAGGACAGCACCACUGAAGCAAGAGAGGGACUCCAGGUACAAGCAUCAGAGAAACACAGUCAGCCCCUUCAGUCCGUCCAGGAGCCAAAGCAACCAGAGGAUGCCCCGACAGUUCCUUUUCCUACUUCUACUAGUUUCAGUCAGGAAGUCGAGACGGCGCUCGAAAGUUUUGACUUUCUCAACUGCUCUGACCUCGACGAAGAUGAGGAGGAAAAGGAAGACGAGGGAGAAAAGAAGCAGGAAGACGGGCAGCAUGAGGAGAACCAAAGCAAACUGGAGGAAGAGAAAGUGGAGGAAGACAAAAAGGAUGAAGAGAAGUUUUACUCUGGAGGGAGCGAUGAAGAGGAGGCAGAUGGUCUAGACAUCCUUAUGGAAGCCCCAGAAGGAUUUAGGAACUCAGAUGAAGAUUGUUUCUCUGAAUCACAGGAGUCGAGCAUGGAGGACGUGCAGGAUUUGGCUCAGAUGGAAAUGCCUGAAGACGAUAAGGCGAAGCGCAGCGAGGAAAAGGGAGAUGAACAACACGGAGAGGACACAUCACGCGGUCAGGAGGAGCGUCCCUCUACUCCCGGCCAUUUGGCCACUACGGUCUUCUGACGACACAGUGGAACCAUAGCUAAACCAUUUCUCCCACUCUGAUCAACAUCUCCCUCUUAACGCUGCGGACUGGAGGCCUUGAGGAUGUUCCACUUACUGCUCAGACAAACAAGCUCCUCCAUUACUGCGGAGUUUGUGCACAUAUUUGCCUUGUUCUGACCAAGAACGAUAAACCUCGAUGUUUCGGCACCUCAGCCUCCCCCACCCUGCCCCGCAGUCCUCAUUCUUUCAACACACACUCCAUCACGUUGCCUGGGUUUAAGUGGGAUACCACUUAGUUUACACAUUCAUAAAGUGUUCCUGUCAUGUGAAAAUUCAAUGUCCACAACGUAAACAUUUCAGGAACAGCUAAAAGCGGCCUUGUUUUUGGCUUUAUUACAGUGCAUUUAUCAAGUGAUCUAAUCAUAUUGAAAGGGUUUUAUAAGUUCAAGUUGGUGGAUUUCUUCAAUCUACAGAGAAACAUACAAUUGCAGCAUUACAUUGCAAGGUUUUAAAAACCAACAGUAAGGAUGUUAAAAACUUAUGAUUGUCAGUGUUAAAUCAGUGUACGGCCCAGAGCUCUAUCUGUUAGUGGGAAAAGACCUCAUGAGCAUGUGAUCUUUGUCUGAAGAUGCUUAUCACCGUGCUGUGGACAUGAAGUCAUUUCCAAACCAGUAAUGUACUCUGAAAACCAACAGGAUCUUUUCAUUUUAAGCCUCAGAGACAGUUAAUGAGAAUAAUCAGAAAUACACAUGGAGUGCAGAAGUUACAUUGAAGCUUCAAAGCAACACCAGGAGCGUGAGUAAUAUUAAGAACGAAUAUAAACACUUGAAGGACUGGAGUCAAAGUCACUUUCGUCCAGUUUUUAUAAACGUGAAAACAACCUGCAGUGUGAAACAAUAUUUAAACCUGCAUGUGUAGCUGCCUCACACUGCCAGCAUGUGUCUGUAUAAAAAGCUCAAUUGAUCAGUUUUAAGUGUGUAAGCUAGGCUUCCUGUGCAAGGAAGCCAUCGGGUCUGUAGCUGUGGAAAAGCUCCCUCACGGGGGUGAUAUAGUCCUUCAGCAUCUUGCUUUACGUUCUACAAAAGCCUCGACAUUCAGAAAGUGCCUCAAGUGACAAGAGAUGUAAGGUUUAAAUGCCACGACAGGAGAGAUCAGGCAAAAGAUAAGUGUUUAUUUUCUGAAUUAUUAAGAGUGUGCACAAUAAGAUAUUUACUGUUUCAUAUAAAGAAUUGUAUAUGUCUUGAAAUGUUCAAAUGUUUAUGUUCAGAAAUGUUUAAACUUUAUAAAGGUUUCUUUAAAAUGAA
Molecule: messenger RNA, 3604 nt
Organism: Micropterus dolomieu (smallmouth bass)
Lineage: Eukaryota; Metazoa; Chordata; Actinopteri; Centrarchiformes; Centrarchidae
Product: rho family-interacting cell polarization regulator 1-like
Exons: 17
Coding region: 288-2318 (676 amino acids)
Source: RefSeq, a predicted model, not a curated record